AUGUUUGAAGCAAUCAUGAAAGGAUUGAAUUCUGACCUGCACACACAGAAGGAUCAUCCCCAUCAUGAAGGAGCAUUCCGAACCAAUGCAGUGUUAGAUAUUUAUGUUACCGUGGAAUGUUCAUUGAAGGAAUUAUAUACGGGAUGUAUCAAGAGAAAAACAUUUAUUCGGAAAACGUUUGUAAAUCAUCAGAGUUUGGGAAUGGUUGUUGAGAAGUGGGUAGAGAUUCCGAGAGGAACAAAACAUCAUGCUCGGAUAGUUUUUAAAGGAGAAGGAGAGUUUGAUGAUCGAUGGUCUGAAAGUGGAGAUUUGAUUUUUGUGGUAGAGCAAAAGGUGAGCCCGAAUGAUGUGUUGGAGAGAGUUGGAUUUGAUCAGGAACAUUUGAAAAUGGUUCAUAGAAUUAGUUUAAAGGAUAGUCUUACGUUGGAAGAGGUGAAUAUUGUUGUGGAUAUAUUCGGCUUAAAGAAGUUAAAUGUCAAAGUGGAUAAUAGAAAUAAUGUUAUUUCACCACAGUAUUAUCAUGUCAUUCACAAUGAAGGAAUGCCCAUGGAAGAUGGAACUUUUGGAGAUUUAGUAAUUUCUUUUAAAAUUGAAUUUCCUAAACUAUCAUCUGAGCAAUGGCAACAAGUGAUAUCAAUUUUGUCAAAUGAUGAUAGUGUAGAAAAUUCAGAACAUCCUGCUGGCAAGAGCAUGAACAGCAAUUUAUUCUCACACAACUCAAAGAAAUCAUGGAGUCAAUAUUUAUUCAGCAAGAAUUUAUCCAGAGCUCAACAAUAUUUUUCAUUCAAACAUGACAGAAAGAGUAGCGAUGAAAAAUAA
Molecule: messenger RNA, 819 nt
Organism: Naegleria lovaniensis
Lineage: Eukaryota; Heterolobosea; Eutetramitea; Acrasida; Naegleriidae
Exons: 2
Coding region: 1-819 (272 amino acids)
Cellular component (GO): cytosol
Molecular function (GO): protein-folding chaperone binding
Source: RefSeq, a predicted model, not a curated record